Molecule: messenger RNA, 1761 nt
Organism: Melitaea cinxia (Glanville fritillary)
Lineage: Eukaryota; Metazoa; Arthropoda; Insecta; Lepidoptera; Nymphalidae
Product: ATP-dependent RNA helicase p62-like
Exons: 5
Coding region: 114-1661 (515 amino acids)
Cellular component (GO): cytoplasm; nucleus; ribonucleoprotein complex
Molecular function (GO): RNA binding; ATP binding; RNA helicase activity
Source: RefSeq, a predicted model, not a curated record
AAUCUUUGGUGGUUAUUGGUUAAGCUUAGUACAUACUACAUUUUUAAAUGUUUCUGAAAUAAGUUUGCAAUUUUAAUAAAUGUAAUUAAUGUUUCGUCACAUACAGCUUCGUAAUGGCACUCAAUGUUUUUAAAAGUUUUAUACAGCGUAAUAAUUUCAUUAAAUUAGCCUUUAAGGAUAUUAAAAAAGCUUCUCAAGUUAAAGCAUAUUCACAUGUAACCAGUGUUGGUAAUAGAGUUAAGGCGAAUGGUAUAGUUUUACGACAUAACGUGUCCGUCUCGCAAUUUCCGAGUUAUUUAGUUCGGAAUCAAUUUUACUCUACACAAACUGCGGAAGAAAUUCAGAGGCAAUACUGUAAUGAAAACAAUAUAACUAUAAUCGGAGAUGAUGUACCCAAUGCGGUAACAGAUAUAGAUUCCAGUGAUUUCCCAGAUUACAUAAAAGAUUUUUUGAAACAACAAGGAAUUACAAAGCCCACACUAAUUCAAGCUCAAAGUUGGCCCACUGCGAUAUCUGGUAAAAAUUUUGUGGGUAUUGCUCAGACAGGUACCGGAAAAACACUGGCAUAUUUACUGCCCGCAGUUAUUAAAAUAAAAGAAAACAAAGGCAGAAAAGGUAGAGGUCCAAGAAUAUUAGUUUUAGCACCUACUAGAGAAUUAGCACGACAGAUUGAAGUGGUGGCCAAGGAGUUUCAAAAAUUAUUGAACAUAAGAUGUUUAUGUAUAUAUGGUGGAGUCAGUAGAAGACCACAGGCUGAUGAGUUAACAGCAGGUGUUGAUAUAUUAAUAGCUACACCUGGUAGAUUGAAUGAUUUUAUCACCAGCAAGGUCACAACUCUUAGCCGUUGUACAUAUGUUGUGCUUGAUGAAGCUGAUAGAAUGUUAGAUAUGGGGUUUGAACCUCAGAUCCGAGAAGCAUUAGAGGAAGUGCCAUAUGACAGACAAAUACUAAUGUUUUCUGCUACAUGGCCUAAGGAAGUACAGCAUUUAGCAAAGGACUACCUUGGAGAGUUUGUGCAAGUCAAUGUUGGUUCAACUGAGUUAUCAGCAAAUCACAAUAUUCAACAGCAUAUUCAUGUGUGUGAGCAAGAAGAAAAGAUGGAAAAGUUUAAAUCACUCAUGCAUGAUGUGUCUGGUCAAGGGUUUGGUAAAAUACUCGUAUUUACCAAUACAAAGAAAUUUGUUGAUAGUCUAACUCUAAUGUUAAGAAGAAAUGGUUGGCCUGCUGUGGGAAUACAUGGAGACAAGACACAGGCACAAAGAGAUAUUAUAAUAGACAAAUUCAGAAGUGGUAAAGCAAAUAUACUUGUCGCUACUGAUGUAGCAGCCAGAGGUUUAGAUGUCGAUGGCGUGACACAUGUGAUCAAUUACGACUUUCCAAAUACGUCUGAAGAUUACAUCCAUAGGAUUGGGCGAACAGGUCGCUUGCAGAAUACGGGCAUUGCUCAUACAAUCCUCACCAGUGAAAAUGCAAGACAGGCUAAAAGUUUGAUAGCAGUUUUAAAAGAAGCAAAUCAGGAAGUUCCAGAGGAAUUGUACCAAUUAGCCAGAGAGAAUAUAAAAGUUAAACAACAACAAUCAAGAUAUACACAAAAUAAGUACAACUACAACUACAAUUCGAAUAGGAAAUGGAAUAAAUUUCGUAGCGAAAAAAUGUAUUAAAUGUUUAGUUUAAAAUUGCUAAGGGUAUAUUUUAAAGAAAGUACAUAAUACAAGUAGCAAUAUAAUGUACCUCAUGAUAGCAGUAAAGUUGUAGAACAAA